Messenger RNA from Carica papaya (papaya), 1299 nucleotides. Its product is annotated as Zinc finger C-x8-C-x5-C-x3-H type family protein. NCBI's taxonomy places the organism in Eukaryota, Viridiplantae, Streptophyta, Magnoliopsida, Brassicales, Caricaceae. Gene Ontology annotation, molecular function: mRNA binding; metal ion binding. The record is from RefSeq and is a predicted model, not a curated record.
CGGAGAAGUAACAUCUUCGUGUUCUUCACCGGUCCGGUACUUCAGUGCGUAAAGAAACCAUAUAACAUGCAAAACGAUACCACUUCAACCACCUAUGGCGACUAUACCACGGAUGCCGCCACAACCACCACCAUGAAAUUCCAAGACCAGCAAUUUGAUGGCGGCGUUAUGAACUCGCUAUACUCCUCUUCAUCUCCUAUGUUUUCUCCAGAAACUUCCCUCUCGCUCGCUCCAUACUUGGACCCUUCAUACCAGCAGUCUCGCCUCCUCAUGCAACAGCACCAAGACAUGGUCAACCGCCAUGCACUUUCACUCUCACGUCUCAGCGAAGCUGAGAAGGAAGCGGAAUCCCUUCGCCUGGAGAACGCCAGACUCCGGUCCGUCAACCGCGAGCUCAACAAGCAACUCAGCAUCUUAAUCCGAGCAUCCGUUCAAAACCACUUUAUUUCCUCCUCGGACUUUGAAAGUACGCCGUUUGACGUCCUCAACGGCUUUCGCAGCCUCUCCAUCUGUGGCGGAGACGAUCAGGAGCAUGCUGCUAGUUGGGAGGAUGUCUGCGAUGAGAGUCCAACGAGCGUGAUCGAGAGAGUGGAUGGAGAGAGGACUUCAUUGCCCAAGAGUAUCUCCAUUAGAUCCAACGGAUAUUUGAAGAUGAGUGUGCAGAACGGUAAUGGACAUGGUGGAAGGAGUACUCGUGGCGCGACUCGUCCUGGAACUUCUGGUUUGCUCAAUGAAACGCAAAAGGUGUACGUACAUGGAGGAAAGAAAGAAGAGGAGCCACUUGAACUUGAAGUGUACAACCAAGGAAUGUUCAAGACCGAGUUAUGCAACAAAUGGCAAGAGACUGGUUCAUGUCCAUAUGGCGAUCAUUGCCAAUUUGCUCACGGCAUUGAGGAGCUGCGCCCUGUCAUCCGCCACCCACGCUACAAGACCGAGGUCUGUAGGAUGGUCCUUGCUGGUGACGUUUGUCCCUACGGUCACCGAUGCCACUUCCGACAUGCCCUCACCGAGCAAGAGAGGUUUAUGGGUCAAGUGAAACCCAGGGCAAUCAAGCUUGAAAGGUAAAAGAAUAUCAGAGCUAUCUGAAUGAUGAUUAAUAUUUGAAGAUAGACUUUUCUGAACGGCUCACAUAGUAGAGGUUUUCCUACGAUUCUCUAAGAGGGAAGGUAAAUCAUGUUCAUAGAUAUAGAAAUAGAGGCUUUGAAUUUGUUGGAGAUAAAAUAAAAGACCAAAAAUAAUCGUAAUGUAGGAAGAAAGAAAAUAUUGAUACGUUGAGGCUUGAACGAGGCCGGGAAGCUA